AUGUGUCGUGGAGAUCAUCGCAGAAAACAAGCCGAUGGUGGAUCAGAUACACUCCCCCGAUCAAUCAUCGCCAUCAAUAAGCCGUGUACGCCAUACGUGGGUCCAUCUGGGCCGCUCGAUAGGUAUUUGCUCCACCGAUGGGAUCUCCUGGGCCUGCCUAUCCUCAUUUUCACCUCAUACUCAAACGAUCCUGUUCCUUUAUUAUGUUUCCUGGUCCUUGGUGCUGGCACGGAGACCAACUUCAACCUCACCAUGUCUGUCGAUAAUCCAAGCAGUGCGCUGAAUACCAUCAAUCUCGUAACACAAUGUCUGUGUAUACCGAUAGUCACUCUUUUUAUGGCUUUGCGUUUUUAUGUUCGAAUUCGAUUCAAGCAGUCCCUGGGAGUUGAAGAUGUCGGAUGCUUGAUCGCAUGGCUCCUAUUCAUGGGAUAUUGUGGAAUUAGUAUCGUGAUCGGCAAACAUGGCGGCGGUAUACCCUACAACGAUCUCAGUCCCUAUGAGCAAAUUCAAUUCAAAAAGUUCUGCUACAUCGCCACAAUCCUUUACUGCCCCAUGGCCCUGUUCGUCAAGAUCGCUCUCCUCUCGAUCCUUAUCCGCAUCUUCAAACCCUUCAAGAGCAAAGUUCUCUUCAUCUACAUUUUCCUCGGUUGUCUAUGCUGUUACUACGUCGUCGCCCUGAUCGUCAAGAUCCGCAUGUGCGGCCCUAUUCCCAAAUACUGGCUCGGCGACGCGGUCGAAGGAAGCUGUCUCGAUCAGAAUGCCGCCCUGAUCGCCGAUUCCGUGAUCAGUGUCGUCAGCGAUCUGAUCAUUCUCGUCCUCCCGUUGCCGUUGACAUGGUCUUUGCAAAUGUCGCGCAACAAGAAGCUGCGCGUUAUCGGUCUGCUUGGUGCCGGUGGACUGGCUACUGCCUUCAGUCUUUACCGAUUGGUGUUGGUGUUGAAUGGUAGUACCGAUCAGAGUAUCAUGUUUACAUGUGUCAUUUUGUCUGGUAAUGCCGAGGGAGGCGUCGGCCUGAUCUGUGCCUGUCUACCGGUCCUCAAUGUCAUGUUGGCAUACUACAAGAAGAAUUACUCCUCGGACCCCUACUACCGGACCGGAGGCUCGACUCACCCAUUGAGUGAACGAAAGUCCGCAGGCGGCUCCAAGAUCGCUUCUGAGUGGGACAAGGUCACGACCAACUUUGGCGAUCAGAGCCAUCUCAUUUCCUUUGCCGGUGCCCCGGAGCCGGGGGAUACUUUCUUCAACCAGGACGGAAUCAGGAAGACGGUUGCUGUCUCGCAGACUGUUGAGUCGCACUAA
Penicillium bovifimosum is the source of this 1299-nucleotide messenger RNA. RefSeq lists its product as uncharacterized. The transcript is spliced from 5 exons. The record is from RefSeq and is a predicted model, not a curated record. NCBI's taxonomy places the organism in Eukaryota, Fungi, Ascomycota, Eurotiomycetes, Eurotiales, Aspergillaceae. Bases 1 to 1299 code for a protein of 432 amino acids.